UCUCUUGCCGCGGCAGCUGCGCGAGUCACAUGCCGCUCCCGUCCAAACGCCCUCGCCUCCCGCCCGGCGGGGGCGCCCUCGACUCGAUCCUCACCGGCGUGACUUCGCUGCACUCGUCGCUCGGCGAUCCUGCCGCGCGCAGCCGUCGCGCAGCCGCUGCGGCGGCGGACCUCGAUGUCGCGGCGCUGCAGGGCUUCCUGCGGCCCGAGGCGCGUCCGCACCCGGGUUCGAUGGGGCCGCCGCCGCCGCCGGGCACCGUCGAGCCGUGCCGCAACCCGCAGUGCCCCGGCCGCGGCCUCAAACCCUCGUUUGAGGAGGACCGGCGCAAGGGCGACCGGAUCUGCCUGCACUGCGGGGCGACGUCGCGCUGUCGGCCCGAGGAGGAGGAGCACCGCUCCUUCGCGGACGACGACGGGAAGAGCGAGAAGCGGAAGCGCGCGGAGGUUCUCGCGCCCGGCCGCGCCGGCGCCCGCGUCGGCGACAAGAACCUGGCGCAGGCCGUGGCGCUCGCAAACUCGGGCGCAGAGUCGGAGCACUCCGACCUCGGCAAGGUGGAGCAGAAGCGGCUGAAGGGGUACAACGACAAGAUUGCCUCCCUCCUCUCGCACCAGUUCUCGCAGGCGCACACGGGCAUGUCUCAGGAGGUACAGGAGGCGGCGCACAGCCUGGCGGACAAGCUGGUGCGGUCGCAGGCCGAGCACGACACGCACUGCGAGAAGGUGCAGCUGAGUGAGCAGCUGAAGAAGGCGGGAGACGCGGACGGCGCGCAGAGGUGCAAGUGCCGGCUGUCGCAGAAGCCGAAGAACCACGCCGUCGUCGCGGCGGUGCUGCUCAUGCAUGCCGAGCGGGAGCACGGGACGACGCACCAGUUCCAGGAGGUGGCGACACUGCUGCAGGGGGACGCGCAGAGCCGCGACGUCUCCAUGGCGGACGUCGGCAAGAUCGAGAAGCUGGUCAAGGAGCUCCUCUCCCUCGGCGCGAUCAGGCGCGAGGUGGACGGAGGCUUCGGCAAGUACCCGUGCGCCGCCGAGCCGGGCUUCAAGCUCAGGGACGGCGAGACUGCGGUCGGCGUAUUCAGCACGUAGGCCGGAGACGCGAGGGGCAGCACCAUGACGCAGCACAAGUCGCUCCUCCCAAACCUGUGCGGCCGGCUCCAGCUGCACUACAUGAUCCAGCGGCGCGCCUCCCAGAUCCUCGACGGCUGGGGCUCGGAGGGCAUACGCACGCU
This is a messenger RNA of Emiliania huxleyi CCMP1516, 1228 nucleotides long. RefSeq lists its product as hypothetical. NCBI's taxonomy places the organism in Eukaryota, Haptophyta, Isochrysidales, Noelaerhabdaceae. The record is from RefSeq and is a predicted model, not a curated record. Bases 30 to 1085 code for a protein of 351 amino acids. The transcript is spliced from 10 exons.